AUGAAUGAUAUUUAUGUAAAUGUACGUUCCUCUGGGAUAAGGUCCGAUCGAAAAAUCAACCGCCAAUGGACCUUGAGUCAAUUAAAGACAAAGCUGGUUCCUAUUAUAGGGAUUCCAGAGGUAUAUCAAAAAGUGAAAUAUGAGCCUGCUUCUGCUGCUUCUCAAACACAUACGUUUUCAAGCGAAGAAGAAAAUAGCAUGUUGUCUCUUCAUAAUAUUGAAGAGCUAAGUACGAUUAUAAUCGAAGACACACGCCCUCCUCAUAUGAGGCCCAACUAUGAGGAUCUUUCUGAGGUAGAAAAGUAUGAAAUGUCUCAAGAAGAGUACGAGCGUCGCGAUGAUUCUGUCUUGGCAUGGAAGAAGCGCAAUCAUCUUGGUCGGUUUAAUCCAACCCACGAGGAAUCAGUCAACUCAAAGCAAGAGUCACUAGAGAGAGAACUAAAGGAUUUACAGGUAAACAUUAACUCUCGCUGCUGUGCCAGUGGCGAACGUUACGGCACAAUCCGUUACAUUGGGUUCGUCCCUGAAAUUUCCAAGAAUUCACUGUGGAUAGGUGUCGAAUUUGACGAGCCUGUGGGAAAAAAUGAUGGUACUGUUCAAGGGCAACGUUAUUUUACGACGAGAAAUAAGCAUGGGUCCUUUUUGAAACCUACAGACGUAGAGGUUGGUGACUUUCCUGAAGAAGAUAUUCUAGCAGAUCUAUAA
Messenger RNA from Schizosaccharomyces osmophilus, 705 nucleotides. It is a transcript of the gene alp11, whose product is annotated as tubulin specific chaperone cofactor B. Gene Ontology annotation, molecular function: microtubule plus-end binding. The transcript has a single exon. Gene Ontology annotation, biological process: cytoplasmic microtubule organization. Gene Ontology annotation, cellular component: cytoplasm; microtubule plus-end; nucleus. Bases 1 to 705 code for a protein of 234 amino acids. Lineage: Eukaryota; Fungi; Ascomycota; Schizosaccharomycetes; Schizosaccharomycetales; Schizosaccharomycetaceae. The record is from RefSeq and is a predicted model, not a curated record.